GCCACCAGGAGCCGACCCAACUCCUCACUUGGUGGUUCUCGCGCACGCGCUGGGACGCCGACUCCUGCGAACAAAGCACAGAGAAACCAAGCGCCAUGGACGAGAAGCAGGCCGCGCAGGCCAAUGCGGCCUCCGGUGCGGUGCGCCCCUUCUCCGAGAGCACGCCGCCUAUCGAAAACACGGCCGAUCUCAAGGUGCACAAUGUCGAGGUCGAGAAGGCCGGCACAGAGACCGAGGUGGAAGAGGAGGAGGACCUCUACCGCCCUCUGGCUAUGGACCCCGCGAUCCCGUACGAAGAGAACCCCCUCACCAUCCGCGCCGUUGUCGUCGGCUGCGUUCUGGGCUCCUUGGUCUGCGCGUCAAACCUCUAUCUCGGUCUGAAGACGGGCUUCACCUUCAGCGCCAACAUGUUCGGCGCCAUCUUCGGCUACGGCAUCUUGAAGCUGCUCGAGAAGUCGGGCGGCAAGCUUCCCAUCAUUGGCGGCCUCUUCGGGCCGCAGGAGAACUCGAUCGUGCAGGCGGCUGCCACGGGCGCUGGCGGCACGGCAGGCAUCUUCGUCGCCGGCAUUCCCGCCAUGUACCAGCUCGGCGUCAUGGGCGACCGCUCGCCCAAAGAGGACAUCGGCCUCAUCUUCACCAUCACCCUCGUCACUUCCUUCAUCGGCCUCUUCUACGUCACUCCGCUCCGCCGCUUCUUCAUCAUCCAGGUGGCCCGUGAGCUCCGGCUCAUGUUCCCCACGCCGACCGCCGUCGCGCUGACUAUCCGCGCCAUGCAUGCGGGCGCCGCCGGUAGCGUCGAGGCCGUCAAGAAGCUCAAGUGCCUGGGCAUCUGCUUCAUCGGCGCCCUCUGCCACCGCGUCGCGUCCUACUACGCGGUCGGCAUCCUCUACGACUGGCACGUCUUCACCUGGAUCCACAUUUGGAGUGGCUACACCAGCUGGGCCAUGAAUAUCGAGUCUUGGGGCUGGUACUUCGAGUGGACGCCCGCCUUCAUCGGCUCGGGCAUCCUGAUCGGCCUGAACCCGGCCAUCUCCAUGUUUGUCGGUUCCCUUACGGCCUGGGCUAUCAUUGGUCCCGCCCUGGUGCACUACGGCGAGUGCAUCGGUAUCCAGGCGUCCGACGAUCCGAAGUGGAACGGCUAUUACUCGUUCGUCUCGCUCGCUGACCUGGGCAAGCGGACGCCGUCGCCACGCUACUGGCUCCUCUGGCCUGGCGUCAUGGUCAUGGUGUGCUCCUCCAUGGCCGAGCUGUUCGUCCAGUACAAGGUUAUCUGGGCCGCCUUCAAGUCGGUGUGGAACCAGUCCUGUGCCGGCAUCAACAACAUAUUGACUGCGCGGGGCAAGUCAAGCGCCUUCUUCGCCAAGCACGGCGCCCCCGUGGAGAAGGACGAGACCAUCGUCGAGGACCCCUUCCCGCCCGAGCAGCAGGUCAAGCAUUGGAUGUGGAUCCUCGGCCUACUCGUGGCCGUUGUCAUCGGCAUGCUCAUCUUCCACUUCCAGUGGGAAAUGCACCCCGGCCUGACCAUUCUCGCCAUCGUGCUGGCCUUCCUCUUCUCGUUCCUUGCCAUCCAGAUCGGCGCCGUCACCGACAACACGCCGCUUACGGCCGCCUCCAAGGCCUCGCAGCUCGUUUUCGGCGGAGCCACGUCACACAGUGGCUACACGAUCCAACACGCCCAGAAGAUCAACCUCGUGGCCGGCUCUCUCGCCUCGGGCGGUGCCGACAUGGCCACCUCACUCGUGAGCGACUUCAGGACCGGCUUCCUCAUCCACACCCCGCCCAUCAAGCAGUGGAUUGCUCAGUCCAUCGGCGCCUUCGUCUCCGUCUGGCUCGGCCCGGGCCUCUUCGUGCUCUUCACCUCGGCCUAUCCGUGCAUCUACAACCCUUUAACCGACGCGCAGGUGGAGGCGGGCGAGAAGUGUGCCUUCCUGGUCCCCUCCGUGUCGGCGUGGGCCGCCGUCGCACAAGCCGUCACCGACCCCAAUGUGUCGAUCCCGCUGAAGAGCGGUAUCUUCGCCAUCGUCAUGGGUGUCGUGUCCAUCAUCCAGGUCGUGAUCCGCCACUUCUACCUCGUCGGCGAGCGCGAGAAGUGGCGCAAGUGGCUGCCCAACUGGGGCGCCAUCGCCCUCUCCUGGGUCAUUCCCGCCCCUGUGUUCGCCAACGCUGCGCUGCUCGGCGCCAUCGUUGCCGCCAUUUGGAGGAAGUGGAACAUGAGAACCUGGGACAUCUACGGUUAUGCUGUGGCUGCUGGCUUCAUUGCCGGCGAGGGUCUCGGCGGCGUCGUGGGUGCCAUCCUCACGCUUGCGGGGGUCGACGGUGCCACCAAGGGCACCAAUAUUGCCUGUCCCGCCGACUCGUGCUAGUCACGGUCAUGAUGGCCAUGUAGGUCCGCGCCCAGAGGGCCCGGACCAGACAGGUGUUGGUUGUGAAUGGUUUGCCGUGUACCCCGCAUUUGUGUUGGCGGGAUGCCGAAAACAUAGCAGAUAUGCAUUUUUCGUUGAGCCAUAGCUCCAUGGACGAUAAUUCACCAUGAUACCAGGUCGAAUCGCAGCGUAUCGCAGUCGUCGCAAGGGGAGUGAGCCGCAACGUCGCAAGACACACACGAGGCAGUGAGUUGAUUGUGUGUGU
This is a messenger RNA of Thermothielavioides terrestris NRRL 8126, 2628 nucleotides long. RefSeq lists its product as uncharacterized. Gene Ontology annotation, molecular function: oligopeptide transmembrane transporter activity. Gene Ontology annotation, cellular component: fungal-type vacuole membrane. Bases 96 to 2363 code for a protein of 755 amino acids. NCBI's taxonomy places the organism in Eukaryota, Fungi, Ascomycota, Sordariomycetes, Sordariales, Chaetomiaceae. The transcript has 4 exons. The record is from RefSeq and is a predicted model, not a curated record.